UUUGCAGUAUACAGCACACCAUUUCAGUGGAGAUACAAUGAUCUCUAGAUCCAGAGUAUGUGCAGCUUUUCUCCAUUUUGUGCUUUGCACAGCCAGUCUAGAUCUGAGCCAGAUCCAAGUUUAUCCAGAAAAUGGUGGAAUCUCUGAAGUAUUUAUUGUCCAGCUCAUAAACCAAUCAUACAGCUUCAAUGCAACUACUGCUAUAGAUGUAUGCACAAGUCUGGGUGUUAGAAUAGCCAGCAGGGCUGAAGUGGAAACAGCGUACCGCAAUGGAUUACAGACCUGCAGAUAUGGCUGGGUUAUGGAGAAAGUUGCUAUUAUUCCUCGAAUUCAGCAAAAUAAAAAAUGUGGCCAAAAUAGAUUUGGAGUAAUUGUUUGGCGUGCUUCUCCUACACAACUAUUUGAUGUGUUUUGCUCCAGAUCAACAGGUCAAACUCAAGCAACAACAUCCACCACCCUAAAUAUGACAACGGUGUCUGAUGGGAGGACUGAUGCUAAAACAACCUCUCCUACAUUCUUUCCAUCAACUUGGCUUAACAAAAACCUCCUUGGUUCCUCUCUAUCACCACAACCCAUUUCCCAUGGUCCCAACACCUCCUUGAUACCUACAACAUCUUCUUUCACUGUCACCCCUAAAGCUGCAAAGAGCUCUCAGACAUGGCCACCAUCUAAUACACUACCAAAUACUAUAUACCAGCCCUCCAUUUCCUCCACUUUUUCUACUUCCUUCUCUUCUUUUUCUACUUCCGUUUCUUCUUUAUCCACCUCAUUCUCUUCUUUUUCAACCUCCUUUUCUAUUCUUUCUUCUUCACAUCCAUUCAUUAACUCUUCCUUUGUAACUAUUUCUUCUAAUGAAACAGAUGUACAACCUCCUCCUGGAAAAGGAUUUUCCUUUGGCGCAGUGCUCUUGGCAUGUGUCAUCCUUGCUGUGAUGCUCCUGAUAAUAGCAGGAACAGGAAUAAUUUGGUAUAUUAAAACUAAACGGCCACAGCGUCUUUCUCCAUGGGAGAGAAUUUGCCACAAGGACAUGUUCGAGACUGAGAUGUGGAAACACGAUGAGCAGCAUUUCACUAUGCAGAAUGACCAUAGGAACUUGGGCGAUGACACACCUUUCCAGAUGGACGAUGACACAAUAUCAUUCUAAGAACAGUUCUUUUAGGGAUUGGUUGGGAUCACAAAUCCCUGCUAAAUCCUAGCUAAAAGAAAAAAACUAAACUAAACAACCGAAACCCUCAUAGAAUAUGCAAUGGUUUUAAAUAUUAUAAUGAAAAUUGUAUUGCUUUUAAUGAAAUUUGUGAUGGUCCCUGUGGGUCUAUACUGGUCAUUUGUUUGUCGUUCAUUGGUAGCAUAUUAUGUCUAGUAGGUACCAUAAAGGACCAAUAAAACACAUUUGGCAACCUGUAGAUUGCAUGAUGAAAUCGAAUAGACACCUAUAGGGACCAUUAAAAGAUGCAUCCAAAUGUCAAUAAGUUAAUGCUUUGGUUUCGAUCACACAAUAAAAUAGAAACCAUGGUAACA
Molecule: messenger RNA, 1518 nt
Organism: Silurus meridionalis
Lineage: Eukaryota; Metazoa; Chordata; Actinopteri; Siluriformes; Siluridae
Gene: lyve1b
Product: lymphatic vessel endothelial hyaluronic receptor 1b
Exons: 6
Coding region: 38-1144 (368 amino acids)
Biological process (GO): cell adhesion
Cellular component (GO): plasma membrane
Molecular function (GO): transmembrane signaling receptor activity; hyaluronic acid binding
Source: RefSeq, a predicted model, not a curated record